UUCUAGAACAUCCUCUUGUUCUUUGCUGCACUUUUGGCAUUUGGGGGGAAAGUCUGGGGUCUGUCAGGGCGCAGCCUGAGUGCAGGAUGGCUGAGCUGGUGAGAAUCCGUAAGAAACGUCUGCAGAUGCCCAUCAACAGACUUAGGAGCAUCUUGAAGCAGCUGGAGGAGAAAGAUGUCGACUUUGAAGAAAUCAAGAAGAACCUGGAUGUUACAGCAUCACUACUAGAGGCCGUUUAUCUUGAUGGAACAAGGCAGUGCAUAGAGUCUGAAGACGACCUCCAGCAGCUUCAGUCAGACGGGGUUCCUGCAGAGGUCACCGAUUGGCUGGCGUCAACGUUCACUCAGAGGGUACGGCGACCUGGGCGGCGUACAGACGAGAAACCCAAGUUCCGCAGCAUCGUGCAUGCGGUGCAAGCUGGGAUAUUUGUGGAGAGAAUGUUCAAGAGGGCCUACACGGCCACCAUGCCCGACCAACCUGCAACCGUCGUAAAUUGCCUGAGGGAUGUUGACCGCUGGAGUUUUGACGUGUUCGCCCUGAACGCAGCCAGCUCUGAUCACGCACUACAGGCGCUCUUCUUUGAGCUCAUCACCAGAUAUGCGCUCAACAGCCGUUUCAAGAUCCCAAUCUCCAGCCUGACGCUGUUCCUGUCGGCCGUGGAGAGAGGAUACUGCAAACACAACAACCCGUAUCACAGUCACGUGCACGCCGCCGACGUCACCCAGACGCUGCACUGUCUCCUGCUGCGCUCUGGCCUCGUGCACUGGUUGACAGAGUUGGAGGUCAUGGCGGCGCUUUUCGCUGCAGCCAUCCAUGACUACGAGCACACAGGAACCACUAACAACUUUCACAUCCACACAAAGUCAGAGUUUGCUCUGAUUUACAACGACAGGUCAGUGCAGGAAAGUCAUCACCUGAGCGCAGCAUUCCGACUCCUGCAGGACGACCAUAUGAACAUUUUUAUUCACUUGACCAGAGAGGAAUGGAUGGAGCUGCGCUCACUGGUCAUAGAGAUGGUGUUGUCUACAGACAUGUCCUCCCACCUUCUGCAAGUCAAAGCCAUGAAAUCCUGCAUGCAACAACAUGAAAGGAUUGAGAAGUCCAAAGCCCUCUCCCUGUUACUCCACACAGCAGACAUCAGUCAUCCGUCUAAACCUUGGACACUUCACUCGCGAUGGACCAAAGCCUUGAUGGAGGAGUUUUUUCGACAGGGUGAUAGAGAGGCGGAGCUGGGCCUGCCCUUCUCUCCUCUGUGUGACCGAAAAAGCACACUGGUGGCCGAGUCUCAGAUCGGUUUCAUAGACUUCAUCGUUUACCCGACAUUCUCCUUACUGACCGACAUGGCUGAGAAGAUUGUGGUUCCUUUAGUGGAGGAGAAUCCUGGUCCACUGGACCCCUGUAAUAGACACAGUAAUCUGUGGAAGGAGAGCUCCAGGGGGCUGCAGUGGAGUCUGGCCCACAUCACGGCCGAGCUGGUCAGCUUCCGCUCCGCCUGGACGCGACACACCGAAGACAACAAGCUCAAGUGGAAAGAUAGCGGCUCGAAUGGAUUCUCCGAAGUAACAGUGAUGAAAGAUCAGAAAAAAGCACAAGAGGAGCGGUCGCACAAAUCUAAGCAAGACACCAAGAAAGACACAAAACAGUAGAGAGCAUAUUUUAUUUUUUAUUAUUUAUAAUGUAUCUGAUGACAUCAUUUGUAACACAGCUAUAAACUGAAGUGGCAUUCAAGUGUAGGAGGAUCACUUCAAUACAAUGUGUACAUGCUGGCCAUGUUAUACAAACUAGAUGGUGUUAUUAAAUUAAUUUACCAAAACAUUGUAAGAAGUCAAUUUUGUGGUUGAACACAAAUCAUUCCACUGCAGGAACUUUUUUAUUUACCUGAGAUUUUAUAAUUUACACAAUAAAAUAAACACACAUUUUCUUCAAAU
Molecule: messenger RNA, 1928 nt
Organism: Nerophis lumbriciformis (worm pipefish)
Lineage: Eukaryota; Metazoa; Chordata; Actinopteri; Syngnathiformes; Syngnathidae
Product: dual specificity calcium/calmodulin-dependent 3',5'-cyclic nucleotide phosphodiesterase 1B-like
Biological process (GO): signal transduction
Molecular function (GO): 3',5'-cyclic-nucleotide phosphodiesterase activity
Source: RefSeq, a predicted model, not a curated record